Limanda limanda (common dab) is the source of this 3696-nucleotide messenger RNA. It is a transcript of the gene stbd1, whose product is annotated as starch binding domain 1. The transcript is spliced from 3 exons. The coding region runs from base 52 to 2583 and encodes 843 amino acids. The record is from RefSeq and is a predicted model, not a curated record. Gene Ontology annotation, molecular function: starch binding. Lineage: Eukaryota; Metazoa; Chordata; Actinopteri; Pleuronectiformes; Pleuronectidae. Gene Ontology annotation, cellular component: membrane.
UAAACGUGGAGCAGCAGCAGCAGCAGCUCCUGUCGGAUCCUCCAGGCCUGCAUGCAUGCUCAACCACACACAGACACACACACAGACACACACAGACACACACACAGCAGCAGCAGCAGCAGCAGCGGGAAUCUGAUGCCGCUGCAGGACGGAGACAGCGUGGCUCUGGAGAGACGCAUGGACCUGGCGUCUCUCUUCUGCCUGAUCGGCCGCCACGGACCCGCUGUGGUUCUGGUCCUGAUCGCGAUGGUGUCGGUGCUGGCGGCGGUCAUCCUCUACCGGACCGUGCGGGGGAAGACGAGGAGGAAGGCCGGGGACAGGGACGGGGACCGGGACGGGGAGCAGGAGCUGAACCCCGGGGAUCCACGCCGCUCCUCCGUGGAGGCAACAGAUGUGAGCGAUGAAGUUUCGUCAGAGAUGAAGGACGAUGCUGAUCCGUUUCAACGUGAUCUGAAACUCAGGCAUCGCCGAGCUCCUGCUGCUGAAAACAAACCUUCUACUUAUUCUCCUGCUGAGACGUACACAGAGGCCACUCACAACCUGAAAUGUGAUGCGACCACGGUGGCUGAAACGAAGGUGAAGAGUGCAACAGAUGACGGAGUAAGAGAAGAAGAAGUCCUCGAGGAGGUCCAUGUUAACGGAGGCUGCUGGAAGGAGCCUGUGUUGAUCCGUUACGAGCGACAUGAGGAGGUUGAGAAGGAGUUUGAAGCCGAGGAUCAGGACGAUGGGAGUGUGACCACAGACGAUAUUGAAGAUGAUUCUUGCUGUUGUAUCUGUUACGGCAAAGACGAGUUGGAAGAAGAGAAUCACCUUCGAGAUAGCAUCGACGACAGCAAUCAUUCCAGUUAUCCCCUCUCUCCAGAGGAAGAACAGGAAAACGAGGGUGAGGAGGCUGAAGAAGAGUUUGUAGAGCAACAGCUCGUUCCUCAACGAGAAGAAAUCUGUCCCUCGACGUGUGAACAGGAACCGUCUUCGCAGCAGGAUUGUCAACAACCACAGAGUGAAGAGAAACAAGAUGAAAUCUCCAAACCUCUGGAUAAAGACACAGGUUUGACUGAUCCUGGCUCUGACGCACCUUCACUCCAGGAGGAACUUCACCACAAAAUCAAUCAAAGAUCUGCAGAUGACACGUUUACUGUAAAAGGUGAGGAAAUGUCUUGUCCUCACUUCUCAUUCGUCUGCCAACACCAAACAAGUGACCACAAGGAAGUGAAUGAGACUUUGGUCGAGGCAGAAAUUCCUGCGACUGAUGCAGCUGUUUGUGAUAAUGAUACGAGUAUCUCAUCUGGGAUGUCUGAAGAAAUAUCUCCCCCUGACACGUUGGCUUUAACCCAAGACCAAGAAAGUGACCAAAUGCAAAAUAAUGGCAUGAGUCCGGACCUUGACCCUCUCAUGUGGCAACCUCCCUUACCGUCUUUGAAGCGAAGUGAGCUGAGGGAUCAGGACGAGGGCAGCAUGUGUUCUGCUGCUGUUGAAGCAGAGAGCGGGAUAUCCAGCAUGGCCGUCAGUCCUGAUUUACAGGAUGCUGGUCAUGACUUUGCAGAGACCGUAGAAAAUAUGGUAGUUCCACAACUGGACUGGGAUUCACCGUCAGAAGAAGGGAAAGAGGCUAAAAACAACCUCUACGCCGAUGAUGCUGAUGUUUCUGUCAUUAAGGACGAAACAGCAGGUCUGGUGUUUGGGCCUUACCCAUCACGUGUCUCCCAGCAACCCCACAGCGAGCACACGGGCGAGGACAAGUUCGCCUCGUUUGCAGACAACGAGGACACGUUUGGCCACGAGAUCGAGGACAGUUACCACACAGCACACGAGCAGCUUAUGUUGCAGAUCUCAGCAAAUGUAAUCAGCACAACUGAUGAGCUGAGGAAUGAACACAUGAAUAUAGAUGAGAAGGUGUUUGUGGAGGUUGUAGAGAAGAAGGAGAAGAAGGAGGACGUGAGAAGUGCAAAGAAAAUGGAAACAGAGGCAGAGACGGAGAAAGAAGACGACUACGAAAAGACUGAAAUCAGUAUCAUGGAGGCGACUAUGGACAAUAACGAAUGGAUCACGGACAGUAACCAAGUCCUUCCCUGGAUGAACAUUACUGUCCCGUCUUUUUGCCGAGACCACAAAACCACCGACCAGCCUCCUGCUGACGAUCGCCGGCCCGGCUCUUCUCUCACCGAUGUUUCACGUGUUGAUACAGAGCCCCCCCCGUCCACUGAAGACAAACAAACCAGCGCUCUCUCCGCUGUGGACGAUAAUACUGAAAUCAACAAAAAGGUCGUGGCCGUCCAUCCGAUGCCCCAGAAUGUUGAUGUGACGUUCAGCCUCCACUAUCUCACCCGCUCGCCGUACCAGACGGUGGGCGUCACUGGGAACCAGCAGGAGCUGGGGAACUGGAAGGAAUUCGUCCCGCUGGAGAGAGCCAAGGACGGGCACUGGGCCACGCUGGUCAGCCUCCCUGCAGAGAGCCAUGUGGAGUGGAAGUUCGUGCUGGUGGAGAAGGGUGAAGUGUGUCGCUGGGAGGAGUGUGGCAACCGGCUUCUUGAUACAGGAUCUGGAGACGAGCUGACUGUGCACAAGUGGUGGGGAUUAUUAUAGGAUGAGUCUCAGAGGAGAGAGGGACUUUGACACGAAACCAACUGGAAACUGGACCAGAUGAAGUUUAAAUUGAUCUAUAAAUCCCAUCACAAGAGCUCAAAUGGUGAUUUGUUGCAUUAAAAUACUCCUUUGAAUCAAAUAUGGAUUGAUAUCUAAACCUAAAAAAGAUGUUACAGGUCUUUGUUAAAGCUAAAUUUGGUUUUUACAACAAAAUAUUAAGAACAAUUUUGAUAAUAAUACAAAAAUGUGUUGUUUUCAACCCCUAAAAUGUGAAUUUAUUUGACUUUCUUUCUGAUUUAAUAUGAUUGAUUGAGCAAAACAACUAAUCCAAGGAGGAAACCUUGUUGAAAAUACAACAAUAAAUUUUCCAAAAAUAGUCAAAACCUAUUGCAAACCUACCUAACAUGUGUGUGUCUGAUUAACAAAUAGUGUUAGAGAUAAAAAUCGAAUUUUAACCACAUUUUACCCAGUUUUUAAUCUGCCCUCUCAUAUAUUUUUCAGAAAACUGUCCUUAAAAAACGCCUUCUUCAUUUCUGUGGCGAUAUCUUUGGAUGAAGCAUCUUUUUAAUAGUCUGUGAUUAAAUGCAAGUGUCAAUUUUCUAUAAAUAAUAUAUAUAUAUAUAUAUAUAAUAUAUAAAUUAUACCGUCCAUAUGCUGCUUGAAUACCCUCCAACAAUCUACGAGAGGAUAUGCACAUUAUUCACUUUUACUAUAGCAAUAAUCAAAGCAAUAAUUGUUCUGUAUGCUGUUUGUCUGGCGUUAUUAUCAGGUAUUCAUGAGUUAACCACUAAACUGUGAUAUGGUUUCAAUGCUGCUUUUAUCUUGUGUGCAUGCAAGAUUCUCAUAGUUCUAUUAAUGUGCCUUUUAAACAGGAUUGGUUUCUCUUUCUGUGUCGCAACAACUUUGAUUGAAUUAAUUACUUUCACGUAUAUUAUUUCUCAAAUGUAUGCAGUCAGGUUUUUUUCAAUGUUACUAAUCAAUGUAGACUCUGUAUCUCAGAUCAUGUCAGAAGUAUCUUAAUAUGCAAUAUUCUGAAGAUAAUAAUAUUCUUGAAUGUUAGUACGAUGGAGUUUGUUACCAAAUAAAUAAAUAAAGAGUCUGUCGUUACUCUGA